AUGAAACGAGGUGGCUUUGGUCGUCCAGGAGGCCGUCCAGGAGGAGGACGUGGACGUGGUGGAUUCGGACGCGGUCCCGGACGCGGACCCGGACGUGGUCCUGGAUUCGGCCACGGUCAUGGACAUGGAUUUGGCCAUGGUCACGGGCAUGGCUUUGGACAUGGACAUGGACAUGGAUUCGGUCAUGGACAUGGUCACGGUCAUGGACGCUUUUUCGGAUAA
Messenger RNA from Haemonchus placei, 222 nucleotides. The record is from the annotation of a GenBank genome assembly. Lineage: Eukaryota; Metazoa; Nematoda; Chromadorea; Rhabditida; Trichostrongylidae.